AUGGCUGCGAUCAUCGCCUCCGAGUUCGGACCGGACUGUGAUCUGUACACGGCACUGGGCGUCGAGCGCUCGGCCACAGAGCAAGAGAUCACGCGGGCGUACCGGAAGCUCGCGCUGAAAUACCAUCCGGACAAGCAGAAAGGCGAUGAAGCGUCACGCGCGAAGGCAACCGCUACGUUUCAGGCCGUGAGUGCGAUCCACUCGAUCCUCAGCAACAAAGAGGCGCGUGCAGUGUACGACGAGUCGGGCACAAUUCUGUCGGACGAGCUGGACGAGCCGUCUCCGUCGUUCCAGAUGUGGACGCAGUACUUUGCGCGUGUCUUUCCGAAGGUCUCGAACGAGGACAUUGUCCGGUUUGAAGGAGAGUAUCGGUACUCAGACGAGGAGAGACAUGACGUCGUGGCUGCCUACGUGAAGUACAAGGGAGAGAUGCAGCACGUUAUGGACACGAUCAUGCUGUCCACGGACGACGAUGAAGAGCGUUUUGUAGCAAUGAUCGAAGAAGCUGUUCAGGAAAAGGAGGUCAAGACGUUUCCGGCAUGGCGAGAGUAUGUGAAGAAGCAGUCAAGGAAGAAGAAGACGAAAACGCACGAAACGUCCGCCGAGCAAAAGCGUAAACAAGCGAAACGCGAGAAAGAAGCACGCGAGGCUGAGGCAUUGUACCGCAAGAUCCAGGGCAAGCAGCAGCAGCAGAAGCGGGACGCUGAUGCCGAUUCGAUUGUUUUGUCCAGCAAGCGCGGGUUCGAGUCGUUGCUUGGGAGCUUGGAGGCCAAGUACGCGAAGAAGGGCAAGAGUGCAAGGCAAAAGGCUGGAGCGCAAGGUCCAAGCGAACCCAGUGAGGACGAGUUUCGUGCCGCCCAGAAGCGGCUGGAAAGUAGCAGGAAGAAGUGA
Molecule: messenger RNA, 891 nt
Organism: Hyaloperonospora brassicae
Lineage: Eukaryota; Oomycota; Peronosporomycetes; Peronosporales; Peronosporaceae
Source: the annotation of a GenBank genome assembly